This is a messenger RNA of Gaeumannomyces tritici R3-111a-1, 261 nucleotides long. RefSeq lists its product as hypothetical. NCBI's taxonomy places the organism in Eukaryota, Fungi, Ascomycota, Sordariomycetes, Magnaporthales, Magnaporthaceae. The record is from RefSeq and is a predicted model, not a curated record. The transcript is spliced from 2 exons. Bases 1 to 261 code for a protein of 86 amino acids.
AUGGCAGAGAUAUCGGGAAACGGCGGGCAAGGAAGGUUCCAACAACAACAAGAUCAGCCCGACAUCACGGCCAACAACCAGGGCAGCACGGACAACUCGCUCCCCCUGUUUAGUAGCCCGAUAAAGUACUGGUGCUCCCCGAACCGGCAUCGCCGCCAAGUUCAGCUACUGCACAUUCUCAUUGCUUAUAAUGUGGUCACAUUCCCGUUGAGUGGCUUAACUGCUCUCGCGUCCACGUAUAAGUCGUACUUUCACGUGUGA